AUGUCCAAAUUAAAAGACGUCCUUCUCGGGAAGUCGUCCUCCGACCCUGCCGAGGUCAAACUUGUGCGCAAGAUCGACUGGUUCGUUCUUUCCUUCUGUUGCCUACUUUACUGGGUUAAUUACUUGGACAGACUCAAUCUCUCCAAUGCAUACGUCAGUGGAAUGAAGGAGGACUUGAAUAUGGAGGGGAACCAGUUCAACCUCAUCAAUACGUGUUUUAAUAUCGGGUAUAUCGUUGCGUUGAUUCCCCACAACUUGAUUCUUCUCAAAAUACGCCCCAGAUACUGGCUUUCGUUUUGUUGUGUUUCCUGGGGCUUACUCACGCUUUCUUUAUACAAAGCAACUGGCUAUAAAUUUUUGUGCGUGGUGAGGUUCUUCCAGGCUAUGUUCGAAGCGCUGACGUUCACAGGGUGCCAUUUGCUCUUAGGGUCAUGGUACACCGAAGAAGAGCUUGCGAAAAGAGCCGCCAUUUUCACGUCGUCGGGGCUUUUGGGAAACAUCUUCUCGUCAACCAUGCAGUCUGCCAUCUACACGAACAUGGACAUGAAAAACGGUCUUGCAGGGUGGCGCUGGCUCUUCAUCAUCGACUUCUUGAUCACUGUGCCCAUUGCCAUUUACGGACUCAUCUUUUUUCCCGACACUCCCGAUACAUGCAAGGCUUUUUAUUUCAAGGACGAGGAGAUCAAGUUGGCUUUGCAACGAGUUAAGCCGAGACCGCAUACAAAGCUUGACUGGACUGUUGUCAAGCGUGUUUUGGGCCGUUGGCACUGGUGGAUGUUCUCGUUCCUUUGGGUUCUUGGGGGCGAGAAUGAAUCGUUUGCUUCAAACUCGCUUUUUUCGCUCUGGCUACAAUAUUUCGGAUAUACUGUGCCGCAGCGGAAUCACUAUCCAAUGGGUGUCUUUGCUAUGGGCAUUUUGGCCAACUUUGUCUUGUGCUACUAUAUUGACAUAACUCACGGCAAGUACCACUAUAGAGCGGGUUUAGUGAUCGCUGCGUUUGUGCUUUUAUCGGCCAUUUUGUUAACUGCAAGACCUUUAGACAAAAGCUUUGUUUUCGCCUCCCAUUACUUGAGCGCAUGGUCAUUUGCCGGCCAGCCGGUGUUUUUCUCUUGGGCCAAUCUCGUGACCUACAACGAUGUCCAGGAGCGUGCUGUGGUGCUAGCAUCCAUGAACAUGAUGAGUAAUGCCGUCAACGCAUGGUGGUCUUUGCUUUUCUAUGCCGCGGACACUGCACCGGAAUUCAAGAAGGGUUGUUAUGCAAUGAUCGCCACUGCAAUCGCCUCCGCAGUGACUGUAGUAUUCAUCAGAUACUUGCAGCUUAGGGAUAAACGCGAAAAGCCCCAAGAUACUAUUUUGGAAGAUGCAGUGGAUGGAAAAUCCGAGGACAUAGUGCUUGAGCAGACUUGUGAGAUGUACUGA
Molecule: messenger RNA, 1419 nt
Organism: Metschnikowia bicuspidata var. bicuspidata NRRL YB-4993
Lineage: Eukaryota; Fungi; Ascomycota; Pichiomycetes; Serinales; Metschnikowiaceae
Exons: 2
Coding region: 1-1419 (472 amino acids)
Biological process (GO): pantothenate import across plasma membrane
Cellular component (GO): plasma membrane
Molecular function (GO): pantothenate transmembrane transporter activity
Source: RefSeq, a predicted model, not a curated record